AUGGAUCUUGUUGAAGAAGAUGUUAAUGUAAUCACACUGAGUGAAGAUCAAGUUGGUGAUGAUAUGUUGAUGAAGCAAGUGGAAUCAAGGAUGACGAAGAUAUCUACAGUCAACGAUAAGAUUAAUGAAAA
Molecule: messenger RNA, 131 nt
Organism: Ambispora gerdemannii
Lineage: Eukaryota; Fungi; Glomeromycota; Glomeromycetes; Archaeosporales; Ambisporaceae
Source: the annotation of a GenBank genome assembly